AUAAGAGUGAAGUCCCCAACUGGUAGAUCGCAUUCCAUAAUCCAAUCAUGCCCUAAACGAAUUUAGAAGAUUCUAGAUGUCAUAGUCAUAAGAUUCUUAUCCGCUGUCACCGACUCUCUUGCCCACUCUAGAUUGGACUUUGUCGCCGAACUCAAAGAAUCAACUCAAUCUUUUCUGGAGUUGGAAGAAUCUGGUUUCAGCGCCGAUGAAAAUCCAUUCAAUUCCUUGUUUGGAAGACAACUACUCUUACCUGAUCAUUGAUGAGAGCACUAAAGAAGCCGCGGUCGUUGACCCUGUAGAGCCAGAGAAGAUUUUGAAUGCUGCUAAUGAACAUGGGGUUCAUCUCAAGCUCGUUCUUACGACUCAUCAUCACUGGGAUCAUUCAGGGGGCAAUGAGAAAAUAAAGCAGCUUCUUCCUGGAAUUAAAGUAUAUGGUGGUUCCAUUGAUAAGGUCAAGGGUUGUACUGAUGCAGUGGAAAAUGGUGAUAAGAUAACACUUGGUGCUGAUGUUGUUAUAUUGUCUCUUCAUACACCUUGCCACACCAAAGGGCAUAUAAGUUAUUACGUCUCUAGCAAAGAGGGUGAGGACGCAGCUGUCUUCACUGGUGAUACACUGUUCGUUGCUGGAUGUGGUAAGUUUUUUGAGGGAACAGCAGAGCAGAUGUAUCAAUCUCUAUGCGUAACAUUGGGUUCAUUGCCCAAGCAAACACGAGUGUACUGUGGCCAUGAGUACACAGUGAAGAACUUGCAGUUUGCUCUGACAGUUGAACCAGACAACGAGAAGAUAAAAGGUAAGUUGUUGUGGGCUCAGGGCGAGCGACAAGCUGGACACGCUACUGUUCCCUCAACCAUUGAAGAAGAAAUGGAGACAAAUCCUUUCAUGCGAGUUGAUCUUCCACAACUUCAGCGGGUUGUGAUCAACAUUGCCUCGUUGAAGUAGAUCUUUCUUCGGAUGAAGUUCUGCAAAAAAGACCUGUAUUCAGGCUACAAGCGAUUCAGAAAUGGCUAUGAGCUUUGAGGGGUGUUUGGGGCGCUGAAUUGGUUAUUAUAGUUAAUGGUUAUAAUAAUUUAUAGGUUAUACUAGUCUAUGUUUGUGUGUAGUCUAUUUUAGUCUGGAUAGGAAAUAGUUAAUAUUGUAACAAAGUGGGAAAGAGGAUGAGCGAAAAAUAGUAAAUACUGUAACAAAAAGGGAUUUAAAACAUUAAUGUUGUAGUUAAUUGUAAGUUAUAAUAGUUGGAAACACCAACUAUUAUAAUUAGAGUUGAGCUAUAGCCUACUCCACCUACUUGAAGUUAGGGACCCAAACAACCCUAAAAUCUUAUCUUACUGAUCAAUCGUCCA
Benincasa hispida (wax gourd) is the source of this 1341-nucleotide messenger RNA. Lineage: Eukaryota; Viridiplantae; Streptophyta; Magnoliopsida; Cucurbitales; Cucurbitaceae. The record is from RefSeq and is a predicted model, not a curated record.